GGAACGAGCGGCGGCGGCGGGCCACGGCGUCCGGGGGUGCCCGGGGCUCCUGGGCUCGGCCGAGCGGCGCGGCGGCGCUGCUGGGCCUGUCGCUGCUGGGCCUCGUGCUGUACCUGGUGCCGGCGGCGGCGGCGCUGGCCUGGCUGGGCCUGGGGGCCGCCGCGGCCUGGUGGGGCCUGAGCCCCCGGGAGUCGUCGCGGGGCCCGCGCUCUAGCCUACCGCCCUCCUCCGCCUCCCAGCCGCGGGCCCGCCGCCCGCCGCCCGCCAAGGCCGCGGUCAACGGGGCCCCGCUGCAGCCGCAGCCGUUCAUGGGCGGUUACCUGGGCAAGCCGGGCCCGCCGGAGCCCCCGCGGUGGGAGCGGCCCGGGCCCGGCGGCCCCCAGCGGUCGCCCCAGCUGACCUCUCCGCAGCUGCUGAGCCCGGUCCGCAGGCUCCACCUCAGGGACCACCUGACUACUCCAAACCGAUUCUCAUUAGCUCCACGGAGGAGAUAUCCAAUUCAGCAGGCACAGUAUUCAUUGGGGACCCUUCCCACAGUGUGUUGGGAAGGCUACCAGAGGAAAAAUGUGCUCUCUGCCCGAAACUCCCACAUGGUAUUGAGCCCCGUGACCGUGAGGAUUGCUCGCCCAGAUCUACCCCGUUCCCCACUGGAGCAGGUCGUGAAUCCAGCUGGGCCCUCACCAUCCAGUAAUGCCCCAGACCCAUGUGCCAAGGAGACUGUGAUGAACGCACUCACAGAGAGUCGGAAAAGGGCAGUGGAGAAGGACGAUCACAUCUUCUGUGAUGCCCAAGAAAACAAGCGAAGGCGCCAUGACAGUAGUGGGAGUGGACACUCAGCGUUUGAACCCCUGGUAGCAAAUGGAGCCCCAGCGUCUCUUGUUCCCAAGCCUGGAUCUCUGAAGAGAAGCCUCGCUUCCCAGUGUUCGGAGGACAACCUGAACAAGAGAUCUCGCACCUCCUCCACCAGCUCCCUGCCUAACACUUCCCCAGGGGGCAUCCCCAGCUCCAUCCGCAAUGCCAUCACCAGCUCCUACAGCUCCACCAGGGGUUUCUCACAGCUGUGGAAGAGAAGUGGUCCCAAUGCCUCACCCCUCUCCAGCCCCGCCUCAUCACGCUCCCAGACUCCAGAGAGGCCCAUGAAGAAAGCACGAGAAGAAGAGUCUCAUCAGUCUAGCUGUUUGACACCCACAGCCUCAGACAAGGAAUCUCAGGCAGAGAAGGGGACAGAUACCCCCACAGGGAAGAAGCAGAGCUCAUGGAGUACCCCGCCCGCCUCUGGGAGUGGUGGGAAGCGCAAGCGUAAAGUCCAGUUGCUGGCUUCUCGGCGAGGGGACCAGCUCAGCCUGCCCCCACCUCCCCAGCUCGGUUACUCGAUUACUGCUGAAGACCUAGACUUGGAAAAGAAGGCUGCAUUGCAGUGGUUUAACAAAGUCUUAGAGGAGAAGACAGAUUCUCCUCCUGCUUCUGUGUCGGAGACGUGCCCUGCCCCUCGAUCUCUUCCCUUCACUUUACCAGCCCCAGAGACCCCUUCCUGCUCAGCAGCUGCUCCUCCAGCUCCCAGUGCCAACCCCCUGCUGGAUAGUCUAAAGAAGAUGCAGAGCUCCCCGGGCCCCCCAGCCCACACAGACCCAUCUGGAGCAGCUGCUGCGGGGGCACCUUCCCCCCUGAAGCUGGCUGGCCUACCUGCUGCCACAGGGCCCUCAGAGCCAGGGUCCCCUCCUGCCACCUCUUCGUCCGCCAAGCCCAUCCUGACCUCCUCUGUGAUCUCUUCAGCCACACCCACCGGCAGUACCCCCAGCCAGGCCUCACAGGAACCUGUGUCAGAGAGCUCCUCCAAGCCCCCCAACCCCGCCAAGCCCCCUGCCCCCGCCAGCACCAAGCCCCUCACCACCACCUCCCCCCAGCCAAGCAUUCUCUUUGGAAUGCUGAGUACCCCAUCUCCAACUUCUGCUGCUCCUGCUCCCGCUCCCGCUCCCGCUCCCGCUCCCGCUCCCGCUCCUGCUCCUGCUCCUGCUCCCGCUCCUGCUCCUGCUCCUGCUCCCGCUCCUGCUCCCGCUCCUGCCACUCCCAUGUUUAAACCCAUUUUUGGGGUUCCCCCUAAAAUGGAAAGUGGAGCUUCCUUGCUGGCUGCCCCCUCUGCCACAGCUCCUGUGUCUUGUGGCACUGCCCUCCCCACACCCCCCAGCACCUCAACCUCAACCUUCAAGCCCAUCUUUGGUAGUAUGGGCCCCCCCACCUCUGUGCCCCUGGCCUCAACUUCCCCUUUCUUGAAACAGCCCUCUUCUGUAGCCCCCACCACAGCCGUCACCACGGCCGUCCUGGCACCCCUCUUUAGUGGCCUCCCCAGCGUCCAGCCUGCCACAGUAGCACCUGCCACCACCGCUGCCCCUGCUGCCAUCACCGCUUCCUCUAGCGGGACCACUGACUCAAGCUCCAAGCCCACCUUUGGCUUUGGGCUGAGCAACUUGGCCAGCACCACGACCAGUGCCCCUCCUACUACCACCGCAGUGGCCACCAGCAGCAGUGCCACAACCACCACCACCCCCUCCCUGUCACAGCCUUUUCUCUUUGGGGCCGCUCCCGCCGCUGGCGCCAGCUUCACCCCAUCCAGUGGCUCCAUGUUCCAGUUUAACAAGCCUGCUACCACCACCACUGCUGUGACAACCACCACGACCUUUGGUGCCGCCCACUCGACCCCCAGCAGCACCACUGGCUUUGGGUUUGGUGGGACCAUCACCACAGCAGCCCUGCCGUCCACCAGCCAGGUGACGUUGACAUUCGGCUCCACCACCACCGCCCCUGCAUUCAGCACCCCCUUUGGCUCAGGUGCCAAGACGAUGCCACCCCCUCCCUACCCAGGGGCCACCCCUAAGCCCACCUUCGGGACUUCUGAUGGGCAGCAGCAGCAGGGGGUCAGCAAAGCAGGCCCCACGACAAGCUUCAGCAGCACGUUCAGCUUCGGGGGCUCAGCAGCCCCAAGCCCGGCCCUCACUCAGCCCACCUUUGGCAGUGCUGCUCAGCCGGCCUUCGGUGGGGCAAAGCCCUCCUCCUCCUUUGGCGCCCCUGCCAGCACGCAGCCUGCCUUUGGCAGCACCAACACAGGCUUCUCUUUUGGCACAACUGCCGCCUCGAGCUUUGGGGCCUCCACACAGACCACCAGCAGCAGCAGCGGCUCUGUAUUCCGCAGCAUGACCCUGGCCCCCUUCACGUUUGGGAGCUCCACGCCUGCAGCCAGUGGCAGUGGUGGCGGCUUUGGGGCCAGCACAGUGGUCCCUGGAACCAGCUCGAGCACCCCAUCGUUCAGCUUUGGAGCGAACCAGAGUGGGGCGGCCAGUGCCACCACCCCCUUUGGGGGGGCCUUGAACCAGAACCCCCUGGCCGGCCCGAGUCAGAGCACACCCUUUGCCUUCAGUGUGGCCAACACCACCGAGAACAAGCCUGUAUUUGGAGGCACUGCCACGCCUACCUUUGGCCAGAAUGCUCCAGCCCCCGGAGCAGGCUCGGUGGGCAGUAGCCUUUCCUUUGGGACCCCAGCCACGCCAGCCCAGGGCUUUGUGGGAGCAGGGCCAUCUUUUGGACCAUCGACCCCUUCGUUUUCCAUUGGUGCGGGAUCCAAGACCCCUGGGGCCCGGCAGCGCCUGCAGGCCCGGAGACAGCACACCCGAAAGAAAUAGCUGUCCCACCCUCCCCCACCAAACCCUUCCCUUCCUUUCCUACCUCCACCAAGCCCUCCACCUUGGCUCCUGCUGUGAAGAGCCUCAUCCUUGUCCCCAUUUUUGUACAGCAAGCCCACCCCAGCCCCACCCCCCCUCUAGCAGCAGUUGCCGAGAAGGUGGCUGCCCUGGAAGCGGAGGGGUGGAAACCCUUUUUACUUGAACAGUUCCACUGCUGAAACUGGAGAAACUUGUGUACAUAUCGUCAGCCUUGCCUCUCCUUUCCUGACUCGUCUCCUCGUUGUAUGUGUGUCUGUCAGCUUGGCCAAGGAUCCCUUUUCCUGCCUCCUGCCUCCUGCCUCGCCUCUGGUCCUGGGCAUGGGGAGGGCUUGGCCCUGAGCCUCCCAGCUCUCCUCCUGCUCCAUGCGGCUGCCAUGGCAGGGGUCUUGCUUCUUGCGCCUCGGGGUCUUGCUUCCUGCUCCUGGACUUUGUCCCCCAGGGAAGCCUUCCUGUUCUUGCGGUGGGUCUGGCUAUUCAUUGAAGGCUAUUCCUGACACCCCACCCUUUUCCCUUCCCCUGAAAAGAGAGAGGGAUGUUGUGGCCAAUGUAGCCCUCACAACCUCAGGGUUGCUUAGCCAACAGAGCCUUUCCCUGGAGCCCCUGUCCAACAAGGGAGCAGGACAGCUAGCAUAGCACACUGCUGCUCUCAGCUUCGCACCCUCUCCUCCGCAGUCCUGUUUUUGUUUUCUGGGUUUGUCUGUAUAAAGCUGUGUCCUGUCAGUGUUGCUCUGUCUGAUGCUCAUUGAAUCGAGUUUGGAGGAAAAAUUGACUUGUGUGAGUGGCGGCAUGUUGGUAGUGCCGGACUUGAUGUUAAAAGCUUUUUAAGGGUCCAGGAGUUUCCUACAGAAACCGGACCCGCUCAAUUGGAUGUGGAAUGUGGCCGUGAGAUGCUACACGUGCUGAGUGACUCCUGAAUUUUCAAACAGUGUUUUGACUUGAAGGGAUGGCAGCCCAGGAAGGAAUAAGGCCCAAGGGACAGGGUGCUGUGAAUGUAAGCAGAGGAUGACCCCCCCCCCUUGCUUUGGGCUCCCCUACACACACACACACACACACACAUACCCUUUGUGAUCUCACAGUAGGGCAUAAGCUUAUUUUACUUCUGGGCUACAUGCCUUUCUAGGGUCAUCGAGGGGGGUCAUGGAGGUCUGGUAUUAGGUAUUCGUCCAAGGACCUCCCUACCCCCUCAGCAAGGAGGACGUGUGCUCAAGGUAGUCUCCUUCAGUUCCUUUGGGCCAAGAAGGAAAGCCCUCUUAAAGAGUAGGUAAGCUACACACAGCCUCCCAAAGCCCACUUGUUCCAGAUUAGGGCCGUGCCCCAUCCUCUCAAUACCAAAUCAGCCCAGAGCCCCCUCUCCCUGGCCCAGGAGCCUUGCUGCUAUGCCAUCACUUCUGGGAGAAGUGUGAAUGUGUGUGGGUGAUUUGCCUAAGUCUAAAUUUCAAAAAAUGAAAAAAAAGAAAAAGAAAUAUUUAAACAUUUUUUUAACAAAAUAAAAUUUAUUUUUAUAUUUAAGCUAAAUUGCCUUUUGAAUUCCUUCAAGCUUGGUUCAUUGAGGCUGUGAGAAAGUACAAAGCUGUUGUCCAGAAAUUAGCUGAGCAGUUAGAUCUGGGUGAGAAGGAAGCCUGACGUCGUCUGGGGGAGGAAGGGCUCGCUCAGACUCCCUUUUCACCCAGGGAAUCGUUAAUUCUUUUAUAAUAAUGUGAUGUAUGUGAAUGUGGCUAGGGCAAGGUUUUCCCCCCUGUGAUAGCAGCGCUGGAGGUGGCAGAGGGGCAUUGGAGGGUCUCUCAAGCUCCAGCCACUGCUCAGUCCCGCGGGGCCUCGGGGGGAAGCUGAAUCAGGUCAAACCAGUCUUUCCAUGGCAGUGGUGGGAGCAAGAAGCCUGCCAGUCAGCAGAACAGCCCAGAGAGCUGCCCGCGCCCACUCAGCUCGCGGCCUCGGCGACACGCGCGAGGCCGCACAGGAACAGGAGACAAAACUUUCCAAGAGACGCUGUUCCUGUUGAGUCUGGUGGGAAUUUUGUGUGAAUGUGCAAUUUUUUUUCCUUGCUUCUUAUAAUGUCAUUGAUUUUAAAAAUAAACAAAACUGUGAUCUCCA
Molecule: messenger RNA, 5804 nt
Organism: Dromiciops gliroides (monito del monte)
Lineage: Eukaryota; Metazoa; Chordata; Mammalia; Microbiotheria; Microbiotheriidae
Product: nuclear envelope pore membrane protein POM 121C-like
Exons: 13
Coding region: 309-3674 (1121 amino acids)
Biological process (GO): RNA export from nucleus; protein import into nucleus
Cellular component (GO): nuclear pore
Molecular function (GO): structural constituent of nuclear pore
Source: RefSeq, a predicted model, not a curated record